GGACACGGACAAGAAAAGCGUUCCAGGAUUGUUACUUUGUAUCAGCUAGCGUUGCAACGAGAAGCUGGUCGCGUGUGAUUCCAAAAGCAACUUACGCAGUUGCAUGAGAAGGAAAUAUAUUUUGCAAUAGCUGACAGGCAGAAUUCAUGCCUCAAACGUUGUAGUGGUGAAGCUGCAGCUAAGCUAACUGUUGUAACAAGUCGUCUACAACCUUUUCUGUGGAACACUGGAAAUUAUGGCGAUGAUGCUCAAGCUGGUUAAAAUGUAGCCCACUGUUUGCUGCCUUUUCGCCUAGUUUCGCGUUGACAUGCCUCUUUCGGUUUGUCAACAGAUGAAAUAUGAAAUUCUUAUAUGCACAGGAGUUGUCUUACAAGAAAGAAUGUCUCAGGUAAAACUGGCCUAUUGAUAUUACAUCAAUAAUAGGCCUACGGGGCUGACGAUUUCACGUUUUCUUGCGUUAUUUUGGGGAAAACAACAGCCAUGUCUUUAGGAGUAAGCGAUUUCAUGACUGAUGAAGAGCUGGAUGAGUUGGUUGAAGAUGGUCUUUCCCACAUCACUUACGUCUCAGACAAGAACGUGCACAAGAAAAAGACCAUGAGUAAACCACCUCUCUCACCCAGAUCUCCAUAUCUGACGAGCCUCAGCCGCAAACCCAGAAGAUCUGUUACAACUGCCUGGAAAGCAACUCUUAGCCAGUCUCCUAUGAAGCCGGACUACGACUCCUCCCACAGCAGAGCCGCCAUGUCCAUGUCCUCCAUCAGCACGCCAGACUACCUGAAGGAUGCCCUCGGCAUGAACAAACCACGACACGCACGCUCUGCCACCAACGGCUACACCCCCGGAACCCCAGACUACAAGGAGAAGGAGGACAUGUACGAUGAGAUUAUGGAACUCAAGAAGACACUGCAGGCCCAUAAGGCGGAGGGUGACCAGAUGAGGGCCAAGGUGCGGAGGCUGGAGGAGGACAAGAUCAGGAAGGAGAAACAGAUGGAGCAGCUACUAGACCCCACCAAGGGUCCAGAGUAUACAAGGAGUCUGGUGGAUAAAAAGACGGAGGGGAAAUCGGUGGUGCAGGGCUUGAAGCAGAGGAACCUGAGGCUGGAGCAGCAGAACAGGGAGAAGGAGGAGGCACUGAGUAAACUGAAGAGUGAAUUAAAAACUACAAUCGUGGAGGAAAUGAAGAUCUCAAUGGAAACAUACUAUGAGGAAGUUCUGAGGCUCAGGGUUUUACUUGCAUCUGCAGAGAAAAGUAAUAAGGUGGAUGCAGCAGAGCACCGUAAGCAGGAGAAGGUGCUGCGUGCGACGGUGCUGAAGCUGACCAAGGACCUGAAGCAGCUGCAGGAGGAGAACACCAGACUGCAACAGGAGGCCGAGCAGGAGGCCAGCAUCAACGCAGAGACACGGCCAGCCAACAGAGCUAAAGGAUACAUCGAAUGGAGUAAGCAGAGGUUGGUGAGAAGACUUUUGGAUCUGGAGAGGAGACUAGAGGAGAAGAGACAUCGCCACUCCACCAAAGAUGCCACCACAACCAAAGCCCCCAGCGAGUCUCGCCUCAUCGCCACGACAACGGGGUCAGAGGUCACAGAGACUUCAGCGACAACACCUGUUGCUCGUGAGAUGGCAUCAACCACAUCCUCCGAAACGCACAUGGAGAGGCUGGGUGCUGCUGUUGGUGAUCGUGAGGGUGAUGGAGGAGGAGGUGGAGGUGGAGGUGGAGGUGGAAGUGGAGGGGAUCUGAGGCAGGAGUGUGUACGUCUGAGGGGCGUGGCCAGGAGACUGAGGGAGGAGCGGAACGCCCUGCAGGAAGCACUCAGCAAGAAAGAUGAGGAGGUGAGGCGUGCGUCUGCAGAGAGGGAGGAGGCGGAGCGGACACUAAGGGAACGAACCACCGACCAUGAGAGACAGGCCGAGAGUUACAGAGAGGAGAUUGAAAGUCUGUCUGCUAAAAUCAUAGACCUGGAGAAUCGGCUGAGACAGGCACAGGAUAGCAAUAGUAAUCAGACACAAGAGAAUCCUUCAUCACUGGAUCUACCAGCAUCAUCCUCAUCUUCAGUAGCAGUCGCGGCAGAAGAGCAGGCCAGAAGGGAAGAAGCAGCAAAAACUAUUCAAACACACUGGCAUAAACACCACCUCAGGGAUACUGUGUUGGUCCAGUCUGCACUGAGAGCUCACCUCUGCAGACAUAAGCAACUCUACGUUUACGCACUCAGGAAGAAGGCCUGCAAUAGUCACAGCAAUAACAACGCACAGAGUGGCCAAUCGGCGACAGCGGAGGGCCGCAGGGUUCCGUCGUGCUCCAGCUCCGGCUCCAGCGGCGUCCGUGGCGACGGUUUGGAGGAGGAGGAGGUGGCUCUGCUGCAGUCGGCGCUAAGAGCCCACCGGAGACGCCACCGUGCAACCACACAUGACAGGAAAUCAGGAUCUCCAGCUGCAGUGAAGGAGGCACUUCUUCCUCCUCCUCCUCCAUCUUCAUCACCGUCAUCGUCCUAA
This is a messenger RNA of Engraulis encrasicolus (European anchovy), 2490 nucleotides long. It is a transcript of the gene iqce, whose product is annotated as IQ motif containing E. The record is from RefSeq and is a predicted model, not a curated record. The transcript has 22 exons. The coding region runs from base 481 to 2490 and encodes 669 amino acids. Lineage: Eukaryota; Metazoa; Chordata; Actinopteri; Clupeiformes; Engraulidae.